AGAGCAGCAGAGGGGGUGGUCCUUGAUUGCUGGAAGAGUCACAGAUUGAGAGAGAGAGAGAGAGAGAGAGAGAGAGAGAGAGAGAGAGAGAGAGGGAGAGAGAGAGCACGCGAGUGAAGGCAGUCUCCACCCGCUUCCAAGAGAAGCAAACCGUUACUUCAUGUGCUGUGCCUGUUCUGGAGUGAGCAGGUUCCUCGCACGUAUAUCUGUGCACACAGAGCAACUGCCCACCCCGACUGCUGGCUCUCCGCGUACAUGGCCAAGGUACCUCAGUCGCCACAGCAGGCUGGCAUGAGUGCCAACCAGGCAGCAUGAAGAGUGGGCACCAGCGGUCAGGCUGCGCGUGCCAACAUUUGUUCCGUAAGGUCCUGGCAAAGUGUGGAUGUUGUUACAGAGUACGAGAGUCGUACUCCGUGACGGGCAGUGAUGGCAGCAUCUCCACCUCCGCGGCCUCCAUCCAGCCACAGCCGUCCACCAGCUCGGCCCCCAGCUCGCCCAGCUCCAAGCACUCAGUGAGCACACUGAAGAAGUGGCUGACCAGCCCGGUCCGCAAGUUGAGCAGCAGCAAGGUCAACAGGCGAGUGAAGAAGCUGGAGUGUAAGCCCAAGAAAACGGAGCGCAGGAAGAGUAUCGACCUGGGCAUCGUCAACAAAGGCAGCGAAGCUCAGGAUGUGAAGGAACGGAAGGAUGGGCCAGGUAGCCGCAGAUCAUCCAGAGAUGAACGGGUAACAGAAGUAAUUCCAGAGGCACCUCCAGUCCUUUGCGAUGAGCCGAAGAAAGAGGUAGAAGAAAAGGAUACUGCAGUGCAGGCUCCAGUGUCCCCCCUCUCUGAUCAGGAUGUGGCGGUGACCCAUCCUCCAAAUGGAUUCCCACGCCAAUCAGUCACCUCAGUCAACACUGAGGAGGAAAAGAGGAAUGCCUUAGAAAAGAGUAUGUACGUCCUUCAAGAACUUGUAGAAACAGAAAAAUUAUAUGUUGCUGACCUGGGCUUUAUAGUGGAGGGAUAUAUAGCAAAAAUGAAUGAAAAAGGAGUGCCCGAAGACAUGAAAGGGAAAGACAAAAUAGUGUUCGGGAACAUUCACCAGAUCUAUGAAUGGCACAAAAACUAUUUCUUAGGCGAGCUGGAGAAAUGCCUAGAAGAACCAGAGCGACUGGCUGUGCUCUUCAUAAAACAUGAAAGACGGUUGCACAUGUACGUGGUUUAUUGCCAGAAUAAACCUAAAUCAGAGCAUAUCGUCUCCGAGUACAUCGACACCUACUUCGAAGAGUUGAAGCAACAGCUAGGCCACAGGCUUCAGUUGAAUGACUUACUUAUCAAACCCGUUCAAAGAAUCAUGAAGUACCAGCUUCUUCUGAAGGAUCUCCUGAAGUAUUCAAAGAAGGCUGAGCUGGACACCACUCAGUUAGAGAAAGCUGUGGAGGUGAUGUGUUUUGUGCCCAGGCGCUGCAAUGAUAUGAUGAACGUCGGUCGCUUACAAGGCUUCGAGGGCAAGAUCACAGCUCAGGGAAAACUCCUUCAACAGGACACCUUCCACGUGAUCGAACAGGAUGCCGGCUUUCUCUCCCGCAGCAAGGAGCGGCGAGUUUUCCUCUUCGAGCAGAUCGUGAUCUUUAGUGAGCCACUAGAUAAGAAGAAGGGAUUUUCUCUGCCUGGUUAUCUCUUCAAGAACAGUAUUAAGGUUAGCUGCCUCGGCCUUGAAGAAACUGUGGAUAAUGAUCCUUGUAAAUUUGCCCUGACCUCACGUGGGACGGAUGGGAAUAUGGUGCGCUACGUCCUACAGGUCUCAAAUCCUGAAAUCCGGCAGGCCUGGAUUUCGAAUGUUAGUCAAAUCUUGGAGUCACAGCGGAACUUUUUGAAUGCUCUGCAAUCUCCCAUUGAGUAUCAGCGGAGGGAAAAUAAAUCCAACAGCCUGGGGAGACCACGUGAUACCAGGACAACACUGGCCACCUCAGGCGGUAUGAGGCCCCACUCUUCCGCAUCCAUGGAUAGAAACCAGUUUCCCUCCAUGAAGGCCUACAACACAUCACUGCCAGCCUUGUUCCUGCCCGCCUGCAGGACAGGUGAUGCUGCCUUGGAUACACAUCAGCCACAAAGCCAAGAGAAGUGCGCCAGGGAUGGAAACUCUGCCAAGAGAGAUGACCCACGUCACAACUCAGAGGACAAGCUGGACGAAAUCAACCUAUAAUAUCGCUGCUUUGUUGUGUUUUGUUUUUGCUUAGAGGAACUUAGGGUUCAGGAGCUUAUACACCAGGGGUUCAGGUAGCAACUUUCAGUUCUCUGUCCAUGAACUAAUUCCCAGCGUAAGUCAGUUGAGGUUUGAUGAGCAUUGACAGAUUGUAUCAACCGGAUUUGUUUCAACUAUCAACAGUGUUCUCCUGCACACUAGGUAUGUGUGAUAACAGACACAAGUUCCUAGAAAGUCAAAGGCAUUGUGCUGUCAUGCUUUUCAUUUCAUUCUUGCCUUCUGAGUACAGUUUCUACAUAGGAAUAUCAUAACUCAGUGGUGAAGUAUCUAUUUAACUCUCCCUUUGAUAGGCCAGCCCCAGUAAAGGUAGUUGUUUCAUCACUGGUAGACAAGGCUUUUCUUCUAAGAUAAGGCCCAUUGAGUGUGUUCUCCAAAUGAAAGUCAGCUACCUUCAGUGGCCAGUGAGAGAUCCCUGCUCAGCAGGAGGGGAGAAUUACAUUAAGCUUCACCCAUGAAGUAGGUCAGUCAAGGUUACUUUCGAAAAGUGUGUGAUCCGCUCCAUCGGAAUCACUGAGGCACCAAUGUGGUGUUUUCAAUGUCCUCCCCAUUCGCUUUCCUCACAGUCCUGUGUCCUGCCAGUUAAUACAAGCUCAACUCCCCAUCAGCAGAGAGCUGGCAGUGUAAACUCCUGUCACAACUGGAGUCCAAGGCCAAAGCUUCAGAAUAACAGUACCUGCUGUCUCCAGAGGAAUUGUACCCAGCUUUUAGCACACUGUACAGUGCUUCUGAAUUUUAUCAUUGGUGUUUGAAUAUUGAACAUAAACCCUGAUGCCCUCAUUGACUAGAGAGGGGGAAGCAGGAAGGUGACCCCAAGAUUAUUGUCACCCAAAAUGCAAGUCAAAGCAUAGUCGGCCUCCUAUAGUGAAGACUAUUGCACACCACUUAGAGAAAUUGUGAAAACACUGCCAACGUAAAGGUUAGUUCGAGGUCCAGAUGCGACAGCGACGUCCUGAGGAAGCAGCCAAACCAAACAGUGUCAGGCAAGGUGGGAAGGGAAAGAGCUGUUGACCCUUCAUGAGGUAAGGCCAAAUUUCCAGUGCCAGUGUCCAGCCACAUUGUCAUAGUCUGCGCCAUGUGAGAAAGAUGAUUGUAAACAUCUCCAAAUUCAUGGUAUCUGCUUUUCAGUUUGAAGCAUAGAAUAUUACAGCACAGAAACAGGCCUUUUGGCCCUUCUUGGCUUUUUAGCUUCUAAAGUUUGGACUAGUGUUCCAGUCUGUGACCUUCAUUGCUACCCCAGCAGUCUGCCUCAGGCCCGCUAGAAGCCGGGAGAACAGCCCAUGACCUUCUCUGCAACGUCCAAGUUCCUGCACUGCAUCCAUAGGCAUGUGCUUCGAGCUGGGCUCACUCGAAUGGCUCCGUGUCCCAACCAAUCAGGUGUGCGGAGUCUACCGCACCUCAGCUGCUUUGUGGCAGUCCAUUCGUUCCCACUCCUGGUCAGCACUAGUGCAGUAUCAAGGUGGUAAAUGAAUAAAAACAAGAACGACCUUGCCUUGGCUGAAGUCAAGAAAGAAAUUAUUCCAUGCUCCCUUGAACACUGCAGUUAAUGUGUAAAUAGUGAAUCAGAAUAUGCUCCAAAGGACACUCUCAGUCUGAGCUGGUAUGAUUACAUCCAUUGUUUGAUGUUAAUCCUUGAGAGUAUGCUUGCUUACAUUCCAGCACUUGAUGAUACACUCUUCCUGACCUGUUCCCCGCCUUUUCUCAAUGUUCAGAUCCCGCCACUGGAAUGGGCUUGUUCUAUGAGUAGAAUUAUAAUCAGCCUACCCAGUUAGUGACCUUAUCAAAGGAUUCAGAUGUGGCCAACUUAUGGUACAUACAUCCUCUCUGGAAUGUGUAUGUGCUUGAUAUGUGCAAUCUCUUGUUUAAUUUGAGAGUAAGCCUCACGAUUUCCUGAUCUGGUAUGAGCAGUUUGAAUGUUUGGGAGCAUAAGAAUGUGCAAGCUGGGCAGCUUGUCAGAGGGAUUUGAAGUAUAUUUAUAAAUGAAGCCUGUAUUUUGGCAUCAGCAGGGGAUUAAGCGCCUUCUUCUGAAAAUGCUGUUUUGAGCUGGAGUGGCUUUUACACAGAGCCGAGGGGGAUUCCUGACCCAAGUAUUCUUCUUUAACCUGGGACUCAACAGCACUCCCCUCCCAACCUAACAUGCUCGUUUUCCAAUGGGAAAACUUGCUCAGGACCAAGUUCUGUGAAAUUCUUAUCUUGGGUUUAAUGGCCUCUUUUGCCACAUUUUAAUUCCAAACAGCCUAGGGCUUUCACAGAUCAUUGAAAGGUAUUCUUCCAUAAUUACCUGAAAACAUCCAGAAUUCAGUAUAACUGCUGAAUCAUGUGGGAAGCUUUUCCAUGUUUUACACUCAACAGCAAAAGAAUGAUGCUCAGUUACUAGAGUUUUAAUUGUUAGCACAAAUUGAAAGACUCCAAUCUUAGAGGCGAUUAAACUAGAAACUCUUAGUAGGUUAGGCAGCAGCUGCGGAAAACAAAACAGUUAAUGCUUCAGAUCCAAGCCCCGUCAUCAGUCCUGUUGAGAGAUCUUGGAGCAGAAACAUUAGCUCUGUUUUCCUCUCCACGGAUGCUGCCCGGCCUGAUGAGUGUCCCCGGCACUUUCUGUUCUGGUUUACAAUUUCCAGCAUCUGCAGUGUUUAUGCUUUUCACCUGCUGACAAGCAGGUGCCGCGAGAUUGCUUUACUCCAGAUCCCAACUCUCUGACACCUUCCUGACAUUCGGCGAACUGUCCCACGUUGCAAAACGAAUACAAAGCAUUUCCUCUGUACUCACGCCCCUGUGCUGAAUUUCAGAUGGCAGUUUACCUGACAUUAGUUUGGCCUACUGCUGCUGAUGGCAUCUCAUGGGCCAAGGAUUGGUAGUGCUACAUUUUGUGGUUCUUCAUAGUCACACAGUCAUCCAGCAUAGAAACAGUACCUUCAUCUAUCGAAACCAUGCCGCAUACUGAAUAAUCAUUUAACUAAACACAAAUCCCCCGACAUUUCUAUGGCUGACCCCUCACCCACACAGUUUCACAAUUAGUUCGUAAACUCACCUGACUUUCAGCUGUGGGAGGAAAUUGGAGCACCUGGGGAAAUCCACAUGGUCAAAGGGAGAGCGUGCAAACUCCACAGAGACAGCACCGGUCAGGUUUGAACUCGGGUCUCUGGAGCUGUCAAGUAGUAGCUCCACCCAAAGUGUAUGAUAUUAACCCCUCCCCCAAUCACAUGACAGUUUUACCUUUAAUUAGCAGUUUAAAAAUGUAUACUGGAGCUUGGGAGAAUAUUUAGAAGUGUCAUGGCUUUGGGAAAUAAGGUAUGGGACAAAAUUGAAAGAAUCUCAUCAUUUUAUGGAAACAGCAUUAGUUUGGUAUCCUGGGAAGAGGAAGGGACCAUCCAGUUAAAUCAUGUCGGACUCCCAUCCCUUUUCCAAUUGGGGAACAGGCAGGAAAUUGGAGCUGAGGUCGAGAUUGGAACAGCUCUGAUCGUAUUCAGUGGCGGUGUGGGCUUGAGAGGCCAAAGGGCUUACUCCUGCCCACUUUCCUUUUGCUCAUUUGACACUCAUUGUCCACAGCCUUUCGGGAGAAAAGAUCUCCACACAUCCACAGCCCUUGAUGUAAAAUAAAAUGUGUUUCUUAAUUUUGCCCUUGGUAUUUUAAGAUUAUCUUUCUAUGGUCUAUAUUUUCCUUCAGAGGAAUAAUUUCUCUGGAAUCUCAUUUCCUAUUGAAUCCUUGUAGCAUUUUAGACACCUUGAUUAGAUCUGCACUGAACACAAGAGAAUGUAAGUCGAUUUUGUGUGACCUAUCUUCCUACCUAAACCCGCUCAAGAUUAGGAGAUCCACAGAAUUCUUUUGAUGGUUCUUCUGGUAAUAUUACUGAACUGAAUCCCAAAGGAAACUUUUCCUUUGAGCUGAAUUAUACCUCUUUUAGGUCACGAUUAGUGUGUCGUACAACAGGCCUCAACUGUAGUGGCUGAUAUUUGGGGUUCUGAUCAUUAUUGACCAGAGCAAUUGGGGUGGCUUUACCAAGGAAAGUUUUGACCUUAGCGGGUGAAAGGGGCAAGGCUGAACAUCAGUCACCACCGCCCUCCUAGCACAAGAUGGAGCCAUGAGGGACUUCAAAAGGGAAAUACGAGUUGGGGGAUUAGGUCAAUGGAAUGUAUGGUUCCAAUUACCAAUAUAUCUUGUGUCAGUUUGUCGUUGCAUUUCCACAGAGUUCACCGCUGAGCAUUCUUCUGUGUAUUAUAUUCCUGUACAUGCAUGUUUUAAUAAAAUAUUGUCUUUUAAAGAAAUGUUGAGAUGGAGUACAAUGCUGUUGUAUCAUAUAUCAAAUUAAAACUGAAAAACUUUUAAA
Hypanus sabinus (Atlantic stingray) is the source of this 6568-nucleotide messenger RNA. RefSeq names its product rho guanine nucleotide exchange factor 25-like. Gene Ontology annotation, cellular component: plasma membrane; cytoplasm. Gene Ontology annotation, molecular function: guanyl-nucleotide exchange factor activity. The transcript is spliced from 15 exons. Bases 312 to 2186 code for a protein of 624 amino acids. Gene Ontology annotation, biological process: axon guidance; intracellular signal transduction. NCBI's taxonomy places the organism in Eukaryota, Metazoa, Chordata, Chondrichthyes, Myliobatiformes, Dasyatidae. The record is from RefSeq and is a predicted model, not a curated record.